This is a messenger RNA of Amaranthus tricolor (Joseph's coat), 2608 nucleotides long. RefSeq names its product O-fucosyltransferase 6-like. The record is from RefSeq and is a predicted model, not a curated record. NCBI's taxonomy places the organism in Eukaryota, Viridiplantae, Streptophyta, Magnoliopsida, Caryophyllales, Amaranthaceae. The transcript has 10 exons. The coding region runs from base 197 to 2011 and encodes 604 amino acids.
CGGAAAGACAUAUAAAUAGACCAAAACUCACCGAUAAAAAUACGUCAGUUUAGUCAGAAUUCAGAAACAUCAGAGAAUCCCACCUCCUAAAACCCAAAACCCAAAAAAUUAUAAAAUAUCUCCGGCGUAUUUCACAUUCAAUUUCAAAUUUUCCGACGGAAUAUUUUUUAGAGAGAGAAAGCGGAGAGAGACAAAAAUGGUGGUACAGAGGAAUAAUGUUAACAACACCAGAAAACAGCAGUCUUUACUCUGUUUUCUUUCUCUCAUUCGUCAUUCUAUGGCUUUGGAAAAGUCGCCGAAAAAGAACGGAUUAUCUAACGCCGUUUCUGGUACUAGUGGUGUUUUUCUUCUCCGUCGUAAUAGUUACCGUUACCGUCAGAUAUUCCGUCACCGCCGUUUGUUUUUUCCGAUUUUGUUUGGUGUUUUGGUUGUCGUUGUUCUAUUCUUGUUUCUCUCUCUUCCUAUCUCCGAUGAUGAUCACCGUCACCGUGUUGAUGAUACAUCCAUUGACGUUCAUAGGAAGAAUGGCGUGGUUGUAAGUAUAGAGCGUGAUCUUUGGAGCACAAGUUCAUCUGGAAUUUACUAUACUUGCAGUAAUGCCAGCAAAAGUUUUAUCUCGGCGGAUGCAAAAACUAAACCUCAUAGAUAUCUGUUAAUUUCGACGAGUGGAGGACUUAAUCAACAAAGAACAGGGAUUAUAGAUGCCGUUGUUGCAGCCUAUAUUUUGAAUGCAACACUUAUUGUUCCCGUUCUGGAUCAGAAAUCUUAUUGGAAGGAUGUAAGUGACUUUGGCGAUAUAUUUGACGUUAAUUGGUUCAUAUCUUUCCUAUCAAACGAUAUCAAAAUUUUAAAGCAGCUACCAUUAAUAGAUGGAAAAGUUAUUACUCCAGUUCGAACACGAGUUCCUAGAAAGUGCAGUCCCAAGUACUACCUGAAGCGGAUCUUACCCCUUCUCAAUAAGAAACAUGCUGUACAGCUGACAAAAUUUGAUUACAGAUUAUCAAAUAACUUGGAUACAGAUUUACAAAAGCUAAGAUGUCGAGUUAAUUACCAUGCUUUGAGGUUCACUGAUCCCAUUGUUGAAAUGGGCAGAAAGCUUGUUGCAAGGAUGAGAACGAGAAGUGACCAUUUUAUUGCCCUGCACCUGAGGUUUGAGCCUGAUAUGCUUGCAUUCUCUGGGUGUGAUUAUGGUGGAGGGGAGAAAGAAAGGGAAGAACUAGGAACUAUACGGAGACAGUGGAAAACUCUGCAUAAAAGCAACCCUGACAAGCAGAGGCGACAGGGGAAAUGUCCCCUCACUCCAGAGGAAGUAGGUCUCAUGUUGAGAGCACUAGGCUACAACAGUGAUGUUCAUAUCUAUGUGGCAUCGGGAGAGGUUUAUGGAGGAGAAGAGACGUUGGCACCUCUUAGGGCGCUCUUCCCGAAUUUUCAUUCCAAAGACACCCUAGCCAGUCAGGAUGAGCUAGCUCCAUUUGCACCAUAUUCUGCAAGGAUGGCUGCUUUAGAUUUCAUUGUCUGUGAUGAAAGCGAUGUUUUUGUCACCAAUAACAAUGGCAACAUGGCCAGAAUUUUAGCUGGAAGAAGGAGGUACUUUGGUCACAAGCCUACUAUUCGUCCAAAUGCCAAAAAAAUUUCACGCCUGUUCUUAAACCAGAACAACAUGACAUGGGAAGAAUUUGCCUAUGGAAUCAGAUCAUCUCAGGUUGGCUUUAUGGGUGAACCAAAUGAGGUAAAGCUAGGAAGGGGCGAGUUCCAUGAAAAUCCAUCAGCCUGCAUAUGUGAAAGUUCCCUUAUGAAUAAUCAGGAGUCUGAUCUUCACUCGAUAGGUUUUGAUAGAAGUGAGACUAGUGAUUAUCAGAAUUUUGAGGAUGAACAAGAUAUGGCUGAUCUAGAAGAUGUUGAUAGUGAAAAUACCCUCCCGGAAAGACUAGAAAUACCUCGCGACAUUAGUAAAGAUCCCCGUGCAAUUCUGACAUCUGAUCAGCCAGAAGAAGAGCUCCUUUCAGAUUAAAUUACUCAAACUACUUUUCUUUCCCAAACAACUUUCAUUUGGACUUGCUCGUUGCCAAUGGACUGUGCUUGUCAUGCAUGGUAUCAGUCAGCCGCAAAAUGUCAACACAACUUGUACAUAAUGGCCUUUGCUGGCUGACACAGAAGCAACUUUCCGGUUUCGAGUUCCCCAUAUCUGUAAAUGUAAGAGUGUUUCAGCCUCGAGAAAAGCUUGUACAUUGAAGGCUGCUGACAAUAUGGAGUGAAAAAAAAUACUGGGUAUAGUUUUCUUUUUCUACCAACCUAAUUAAGUUUAUACUUAAGGGAUUAUACAUUAAGCUAGGCUUUAAUACAUGACACAAAAGCAAGGGAAGGCUACAGUUAUUUGUUCGUUUAGUUUUAUUUUUUAUUGAAAGAUAAAUGUAAAUGUGAAAUUCAGAGAAAUAUAUGUGAUAUAGAAUGACAUUAGAGUUUAGGGUAGGUCUUAUUACAUUACUCUAAGCCUGUUUGUUCGUCAUUUUGUGACUGCAUACUGUUGUUUCUUUAAAAGUAAAACUAUUUUGAUCUUGUUCAGUUUUCGGACAGUAAUGAAACUGGUGUGGAAUGUGGAUUAUGGUUG